UUUAUCGUUGUACCUUCAACACGCAGUCCACCACAAAAGCACGAGAGCUUGUGCCCCAGGGGAUCCUUCAGCUCAGCCCUCAUGUCUAGGAGCACCAUGUCUCGCCAAUCCAAUGGCGAUUCCACCCCAGCACGAGAUCUGCUCUUACCGCACCCCGCCGAGGAUUUGUCGGCUGAUGAUGAUCUCUUGUCAUGGGUGCUUGUUGACCAGCUCGGUUGCAUGCCAAAUACAAGGCUUGGAGUGCAUCCUCAGCAGGUGAAAUUUGUGGGGCCUCCAUUCAAGACUGAUGAGGUGUUGAACAUUGUUAGGGAGACCGUAACCAAAGGGGACCUGAACGGGGCUAUGAAGCGGCUCCAAGAAUUUUGGUUGUUUCAACAGCAUCUGCAAAGUAAGCUUACGACGAACCAGAAGGAGCGUUUCAUCCAACAUCUACGUCGGUACUUGCUGUGUCUCCAGCCCACAUCUCGAGUGGAAAUCCACUUGACUUCUCGUUAUUCUUUUGCCACAGGCCAUACAGAACUUGCUGUAUUUGCUACCCGUCCUCUCGCCCGAGGCCUAGUUGUUCAAGAGCUUCAAGGUAGUGUCGUACCACUCCCCGAAGAAUGGCGUGAGGAGAUGGACAUUGGCGAUGACUUUGCGGUUGAAGCUGCGGAAGAGUCGGGCUCAGAGAGAGACGAGGAAGAAGAAGACGUCCGCUCAGAAGCAUUUACCUCUACCUCUGGUAGAAGAGGGAAAAGCAAGGCAAAGGAAGAAAGUAGACGGCAAGGCCAAAGAAGAAGCGAUAGGACAAAGAGAAGAGAUUUCAGCAUUGUCUGGUCCGGGCUGAAGCGGUGCUACCAACUGUUCUUGGGCCCAGCGAGAUUCUUGAAUCACGACUGCAAUCCAAAUGUCGAAUUAUUGAGACAAGGGAACUAUGUCACCUUUCGCGUGAUUAGGCCAGUGCGAAUUGGAGAGGAAUUGACCACGUUUUACGGUGAAAACUAUUUCGGUAAAGGGAAUGUAGAAUGUCUUUGCCUCACCUGUGAGAAGAAUCAUCACGGUGGCUUUACGCCGAAGCCAGAAAGCUCGCGGCGUACUUCUCGGCAUCUAUCCCGUGAUUUCACUGCGGAUCCCCCUUGCGUAAGAGGCAGAUCAUCGGUAUCUCGUUCUCGAGAAUCGAUAAGUACUGGGCCUACUUCUUUGAAACAUGAAACAGCAGUCAAACAAGAGCCAUUCUCCGAUGAUGAGCACGAAGUAUCCAUUGGGUUAUCAACUGCGCCCUCACUCUCUACGGAAGAGGAAUGUGAUACACCUAUCGACAAUGUCUCUAAUACCCCGCGUGUCGCCUCUCCAUUUGGAGAGAGUCUUGCUUCGGAUGUGGACUCAGUUAUUAUGCCACCGCGCAGAGAGCGCUAUGCACGUAAAGCUGCUCAGAACUCUAAAUCUUGGCUCUUGUUGAAGGGCCGAGGGCCAAAAACCGACAUAGACGAAGAUCUUGCUUUUGUAGGAGGCGAUGAGGAAUUUCCACCCGACUUUCCACGGUGCGCCACAUGCGCCAAGCCUCUGAGCGAUCAAAUAUGGUACAACGGAAGAUAUUUUGAUCAUUGUCAAAGAUGUGUACGCCAUGCGCUUGUGUUCCAGCUUCCAUGGCCAGCCCACAAGCCUCAAGAAGUGCAGGAAUAUCCUCCAGCCUACCUUAUCCCUCCCGGUUAUAUCCCUCCAAAGAUUUCCACCGUUCCUCUGCCAUCGCUAAGCAAGAAUAGGCUGCCCCCUCGUGUUAACGUUAUUGCUACCUCCCAGACACCGCCCAGAGCGGGUAAUUCAAUGGAAGAUCGGGCGCACCGUCUUCGCAAGCAGAUCGAAAUAGAAGAGUUUAUUGUUAAUUCCUUGCGUGAGGCAGCCUGGUCCGUGCAGGAAGCAAAAGAAUUGGCACAAGAGGCCAAAGAAGAGGCAAAAAGGAAGAAAAAGGAGGAGAAAAUGAGAUUGGACGCCUUGAGGAUAAAGGGAAAUGGCAUUUGGCAGAGGUACGAAUAUGUUGACGAAGAAGAAUUGAAAAGAAAGCAAGAGGCAAUGUGGCGUGUGGAACCUGGGACCACGAGGAGGGGAACAGUCAGGAAAAUCCCUCAGGUCGAGAACAGCGAUGGGAAAAGGGACAAGCAAACGGGAAAGGAAGCCGAGGGUACAGUUGCAGUUAUUAAUGACGAAGCUCGCGCAAAAAAAAACGAGGAAAAGAAGAGGAAGAGGGCUGAGGAGAAACUAAAAAGAGAGCAGAAAAUGCGAGAAGAGGAGAGAAGGAAAGAGGAGAAGAGGCUCAAAGACAGAGAAAGAAAGCGGCGAGCUAAAGAGAUGAAGAAAGAGGAAAAGGAAAGGGCGGUGCUGACUGCAGUUUCCAACUAUACAUCAACUUCCCAUAGGGACAACGGUUACGUCCAACCAUCGGUUGAUAUUGACGAGGGAGAUAAUGAGGAUCUCGAAGACGAAAUUAUGGUGGCAGCUGCGCCCGAACUAUUGGCAUACUACUCUCCGGAGACGUCAAGAACGACCGAAUUACCGUCAUCAGCUGUUAUCUCCGCCCGUCCCUUGGCCCGCCGAAUUUCGAAGAGCACCUCGCAAUCCCCAUUAUCAUCAGGAUUCAAGAUCCUCACUAGCUCGCCCCAGACUACUAUAUCAAUGAGCGCGAUUUCUGCUUCAAAUAACUAUGCUGUAGGCGUAGGCGUACCAGCGUCUACUCCACCUGAAGCUAUCAUGCUUCAUAUUCCUGCUCGCGAUCUUUCAUCCAAGGAUUCUGCUUCAUCAAAGCUGAAAAGAAAAAGACCUCCUGGAACAGUCAAAACAAUGAAAGAUCAGAUAACUGAGACCGCUCCCGCAAAAUCAGAAGAGGCGAAAAGCGAGAAAGGCGGUGGAGGGUCAUCAACACUAAUGGGCAGCAGCCAGAGGAAAGAGGAAAGUGUCUUGCCGAAGGAAGACAAGGGAAAAGGAAAGGACCUCGCAUCUCAUUCGCCCAAGUCAACCAUUUCCACCAUGGACUUUACGAAGCAGACGGCACUUAUUUCCCAGGAGCUUCCUUUUGGGCGGUCCGGAGGAUACUUUCCUCCUCCAUUUUCACCUCUCCGUGCCAAUGACUACCCGCCUGUGGCAACCAGGGCCGCUCCUGAUCUAGCGCCAACGCUCUCUCGACUUGACACUUCCCCUCAGGACGUGGCGAUCGCCUCAGCUAGUUCUUCCAGUGACGCUUCACUUUCUUUGACCACGGUUGCAGCCGUCAAAGAUGCAAUGGACGGUGAACCGCUUCAAGAAAAGCUUCAGGGGCUGGUACAGAAUUUUGACCCGUCAACUGCAAGUAAAAACCACAAGAAGCGAUUAUUCGAGCAUGGAGUUGAGGCGACAUCGCAACUGCAGCUACCGCCUGCUAAGAAACGGACGUUUUUCCCAUCCACCUUCCAACAUCCCAUGGAGAUGUAACCCUCUAUACCAUGUUCUAGUAUCAUCUUGUGUACAGUUGUAGAGCCCACCAUGUUAUCAUA
Messenger RNA from Cryptococcus deneoformans JEC21, 3503 nucleotides. RefSeq lists its product as hypothetical. The transcript has 11 exons. Gene Ontology annotation, cellular component: nucleus. The coding region runs from base 82 to 3441 and encodes 1119 amino acids. The record is from RefSeq and is a predicted model, not a curated record. Lineage: Eukaryota; Fungi; Basidiomycota; Tremellomycetes; Tremellales; Cryptococcaceae. Gene Ontology annotation, molecular function: protein binding; histone H4K20 methyltransferase activity.